This is a messenger RNA of Anopheles merus, 6948 nucleotides long. RefSeq names its product Fc receptor-like protein 5. Bases 760 to 1941 code for a protein of 393 amino acids. Gene Ontology annotation, biological process: synapse organization. Gene Ontology annotation, cellular component: neuron projection membrane. The record is from RefSeq and is a predicted model, not a curated record. NCBI's taxonomy places the organism in Eukaryota, Metazoa, Arthropoda, Insecta, Diptera, Culicidae. The transcript is spliced from 7 exons.
CCGAACAGCCCGAGCCCGAACAAACGGGCCAUCACGGGCCCAAUGUGCGUGUGUUGCCGUUGUGAAGAAGAUCCGGUACCCUGGCUGCCUGUUUCAGUAGGCUGCGAUACCUCGUGACAAUCGCGUCGGAAGCGCGUGUGACGGUGUUUUCUUCCCCCGCGAGCCGUGACGUUCGUUCCUUUCGGGGCUCUAGGCGUGUGUGUGGUGCGGAUCUUGUUUUUUUCCUCUUCUAAAUCCAUUACACUGUGGUUGCGGGUGCGGAAAGGAUGAUGGCUCAUUGAGGGUGUGUGUGUGCAUACUUGUGUGUGUGUGUGUGUCUUUUAACAAGAAGGCGCCUCACAAACAGUUCUGUUUUAGUGUAAAGCAAAGAGCUAUUUCGAGCAAAAGCAUGACGGGUAAAGCGCUUGUCCUUCAACGUAGCAGGUGAUCAAGCAAAGUUGUGCUUCAGGCGCUUCUUGCAAAACUACAAUCCCACUUCCCUGGAAAAGCUACCUACCGGGAAGGUGCCCUUGAAAAGGCGCACAAGACCCCACGAAGUGUGUUGGUGUAAAGUGAGUGUGAAAAGUGAAGCUGAUGUUUUAAUAUAACAUAAGUUACAGAAGUGAUUAGGUAAAUAAUACUAGCGUGCAAGUGUAAGUGUUUGACAAGUGAUUAGUAGCUGUUCGCACGGCAAACUACUAAACAACAACCACUACAACGCCGUAGCGAGUUGCACACCACCCGGUGCCCUGGUGGUGUGCUGCUGAAUGCGGUGGCAAGAUGUGGCUCGAGAAGCUUGUGCUGGUGUACCUGCUGACACUGUUCAACUCGCUGGAUGGAUACUUUCUGGAUAAUCAUCACCUGCAGAGUAAUGGACGCCAUCGACGAAAAGAUUCCAACGAAGCGAAGGCAGCGCACCGAAACUCAUUAGGUCCAUUACAAAGUCAAUUUAUUACUAAGAAUAACACUAGAGUAAUUAGCCAACGAGGAGGCCUAGCGGUGCUGCCCUGCAGCGUCACCAUGACAACACCAGCCACUGUGUCCUGGUUCCGGCGGAAAGACUACCAGCUGCUGACGGUCGGCCUGUCGACGUACAGUAGCGACGACCGGUUCCUGGUCGAGCAUACGCGCCACCUCGGCAACUGGGCGCUGCGGAUAAAGAACGCCCGCAAGGAGGACGAAGGACUGUACGAGUGCCAAAUUUCCACCCAUCCACCCCAGUCGAUAUUCAUCGAGCUUAGGAUCGUCGAGGCGGUCGCAGAAAUUCUCGAAGCGCCCGAUUUGCAUAUAGACGAAGGAUCGACGCUGCGUCUGGAAUGCAAACUGAAACGUGCCACCGAAAGCCCGCUGUACGUCUUUUGGUACCACGAGGAUCGGAUGGUGAACUACGAUCAGGAGGAUGGUGUGUCCGUGUCGAACAACAAGCUCACCUCCAGCAUCCUGACGGUGCGGAAUGCGACGGCCCGGCACGGUGGCAACUACACCUGUGCUCCCGCGAACGCGCGCCAAUCGAGUGUUUACGUGCACGUGCUGAAAGGUGAAAAGCCAGCCGCAAUGCAACAUCCCAACAAAAACCCGACCGCAACAUCCGGUGCACGGGCGGGCACACUCCCCCCACUGGCCGCAUAUCGGUGCGGUUGGCUCCGGCCGGUUCGCUCCUGGUGGCCCCUGCUCGCGGUCAGCCUGCUCCCUGCCACGGUCAGCCUCGUGACGACGAUGCUGCUGACGCUGGUGGGCCGAUUGGCGCGGGGCACGGACCAGUGGCCGGGUGCAGCCAGACCCGCGCCCAAACCAUCCGACGACGACGGCGGCCGACGGCCAACCGAGCCUUACCUUCCCGUCGCAUCCCGGCGCCGGCAGUGCCACCGCACCGCGCUGCUCACGCUCUGUAUACUAGCCGCACUUCUGCUCUCCGUUAAGACUAUCUUCAGCAAAAGUAUUAAACUGUUCGAUGUAGUUUAAAAAAAAACCGCUCCCCGUUCCCUCGUCUCGUCGGCAAUUUGGGACGUUCGAGAGCCUCCCGAGCCUCGCAGUGGGCUUGCUGCUGGUGAGCCAUGGUGAGUGUGGUGAGUGUGCAAAAGCGAACGCCCCAACGUCGGGGACGAAAAACACAUACGUAUAAAUAUUUUGUACAGGUUUUCUAGCAUUAAAAUGUUUAGGGUUAAUGUUUACGGGCAAUUGAGAGGACAAUGUGUGGGUGUGUGUGUGUGUUGGUUGUUUGGCCAAACAGAACAGAAAGUACAACACAGCUGAACACAGAGAGAGUCAGAGAGCCAGCGAGGGCAAGAUAGAAUGUGGCGCUAGGUACAAAAUGGGGACAGUUUUAGAGGAAUUGUUUGCAAAGCAAAUAAGACCCACAGUCGGGCCAGCCCGAACGGACCGGACAACCGUACCUUGGGUGGACUUUGACUAGCAAGACUGCAAGGGUUGCUGUUGCAGUUCGUAUGCAAUGGUUCUUAAGCUUAAAUUGUUAUCUUUUGGAUUUCGGUACGUUCUGGGGUUGCAGUGUUCGUGUUCGUGUAUCUGCACCGGUAGCUGUGGUGACCCUGUCCGGUUCGGUUUACGCAGUGGUUUUAAGUAAGCAAUCUUCCGGUCACUGCAAUGCCUGCCCGAGCGAUUGAACCGUCUCCGGUCAGAAUCUCUGCAUAAAAUCAAUUCACAACAUCCCUUGAACGCACCCGUAACCGGGUUGGAUCAUUAGUUAGACAAACACCCGAUACCGAACUCCGAUUCAAAAUCAAUCACCACUGAGGGCAGUGAUUGUUCUUCCUUCUUGCUGCAGAUAAUCCAGCCACAAUCGCAAUGUACCGGCGGUUGUGGUGCUGGCGAAAGGGGAUUGGGAUGUAACAGAGCUUUGUCGAACUUUUGCCCGCAGACGAAAAGCCCUCGUGAGAGCAAUCCAAGUCUUUGAGCAGCACAGAUUUAAGGGGGUGCAAAACUUCACCAUCAUCAUGAUCAUCAUCAUCAUCAUUGCCGUCUCCGAUUGCUGGUGGAUAAAAGUAUUUACGAUGAAAUAUUGAUUAAACAAACGAAAUUUCGUUCCAUUUCACGUCUGGGAAGGACGCAGAGGGAAGGUCGGAGGACGCUUCCAAUCACUUCGGUGGUUGGAGCGAUUUCAUUUUACAUCUCGUACCGGUUAACCAAAAACGUACCGAGAUGGGUUUGCUGUGUGUGUGUGUGUGCAUCUGUGUGCGUUGCUUUUUAUCCCCUUUUUUUGCUUUUCGCUGCUGUACUGCAGAGUUGUUGAGCAGCAUUUGAAGGAAGAGGGGAAGAACUUUCCGCGUUGCACAACUUGUGGCAGAUUGUGGAUUUUUUUCUUGCGCUUCUUCUGAUGUUUGUAAUCCGAUCUGAGUUUCGAUUCCCACCGUCUCUACUGUUGCAGACAGGCACAAGGAGCUGUUGCGAUGGAAUCAUUUAGCAGCAGUUGCUGCAAUUGGUGGAAAAGAAUGUGAUUUUUACCUCUUUCAAGAAGAUGAUGGCUAGCAUGGUGAUUUUCCAUCGCUUCUCUCAAUUGUGAGGGAACCAUUGUUUGCUUGAAUUGUUUUCUCAUAAAACAUAUUCCAGUUGAAAUGCAAUGAACUGUGCUUCUUUUGUUCAAAAGCAGGGUGUAAUCUUUUGCUGAACUUCCUUUUCUAAAAGAUGGCGCCCACUUUCACAACCAUCUCAUCCGUACGAUGGAUGACUAAUGGGGAAAAAGCUGUAAACCACGAAAGGAUUAAAAGGAGGUUCGACGAAAUAAAGGGAAAGUAAUAUAAAACUUUCCGAAAGCUUCUCUAUCGCUCCUCUAACCAGGGAUAAAUCGAGCGAGUAUUUGAUGAUCAUGCACUGGAUAUCCCCUUCACCAUCACCCUCAUUGCAUCCCGUUGGUACUAUAAUGAGCCAGCGUUGAGGACGUUUGCAACCAAUCAUGAAUAAAGUACAUUUAUCUGCGCCAACCCUCCUGGCCCGGCCCAACUGCCGGCAAUCGGAAGCUCUUCGGGAUCCGGUUCCAUGCAAUUGAGGAAGAACCAUCAGGAGGAAAAGUUUCCCUUUCUCCAGUUCCGUCGUUCCAACGUGAGGUGAGCUUUUCAUUACCCGCGUUGCGGCUCGAGGAGGGAGUGUUCGCACUGCGCCACCCGGGCGCUGAAUCAUUGAUGGUAUUUGCAUAAGCGAUUAAAAAUGCAAAUUAUAGUUAUUUUAUCUCGAACUAUCGUGGCCGCUGCUUAACCACGGGCCACGGGCCGCGAAUGAAGUGGCAAAUCUCGAGUCGAGAUCAGCCGGCGGAUUCAUGGUUCGGUGCAUUGCAAUUGCAAACUCGACCGGCUCGAGCACUUUAUCUUUCCGCAGUCCCGGGUGGCACGUGCAUGAGCUUGAGCGGGCACAGGUGCUCGGAGCGAAAGGAAGAGGGAGAGAGAGAGAGAGCCACGGUGAAAACUUUCUAAUCCUAAUGAGGGUUUCGGCAUCGGAUGGAAAGUGUUGCUGGUGUCACAAAUGGUAGUGUCACAGUGAGCUGUCGCCAGUGAUUAGCUUACUUUAAUCACUAACGGUCCUGGUUUCAUGCUCCACAUAAUAGCAGAAAAGCUGUGCUGCAUUCUAAUGUGGAGAGGAAAACAAAGUCAAUUCUUCAUAUGGAUCACGUUCAUACCGCUUAGCUUGAGUUUUCGUUUGAAAUGCUAUUUAUUUCAAGUUUAAUUAAACAUUUUUGUACUUUAAUACGUCUACGAGCAAUGAUUGCAUGGUAUUUGCAUACCUUUAGGCGCCGCCGUUAUGUAGCGCCGUUAGCGCCUUUUAGUAUGCAAUUUGCUAAACCUGACUGGUUUUAGUGAAAUUGAUAAUUGGUUUCGUUCAAAUUAGAAGCAUUGUUCAUAGAAAGUUUAAUGUUUUAUUUCCUUUAUGAAUUUCUUUCUUUUUGCUGUUUUCUCUUCUUUUUGUAAAUAUGUAAUUUAUGUAGUCUAAUUCUUAGUUUUCUUGUUUUCUUAUUCUUAUUCACUUCUUAUACUGAUUAACCUAUCACUUCUUUCCACAUCAACACAUACUCAUGUCUCCUGUGAAAACAAUGAUAUUUUUUCUGUGUGAUGAACAUUUCAUUUCAACACACUAUCUAUGCCUUUGGGCCACGAGAUGUGAGUAUGAAUGUUCCACAAGAACAACACAACACUCUCCUUACACACACACACACACACACUUAUCAGCUGAAGUUACAUUUCCCUCGAUGAGACCACAAGAUUGGAUAUCGAUCAGAACGGUUGCUCUUUCACAACCCGACUCAACGCAAACCACGCCGACUUCACGUGAUGGUGUACAGCCACGGUACAGCGAAAAACAUUUUCCACUCGAUCGGAUCGUGCUAGCUGUUGUGCCGUUCUGAUCGAUUGUGCAUCUAUUUUUCAUCAGCCAAUUCCCCACCACCAGCAGUCAUCUUGAAUCGGGGGGUUUUUUUUUUUUUUUUUUUUUGGUGCAUCCAUGUGACCAGCACAUCGGCACGGGUAAGGAGAUUUCCCUUAAGAAGAAUGUAAAAAUGUUGCUUCAACUAUGUGGACCAGCGAGGAGCAAAAACAAAAACGAAAAGGUUUGUGAGGACCUCACAUGGUGCAGCAUGAACAAUGAUGGUACGACAUCGAUGCCAACACCGAUCGAAAACAAAUCGAAUGACAAUCCUAUUUUCUUUUCGAGCGUUGCAAAAUAUUAUCGUAACGUUCCCGGCUUGUGUCCCGGCUCAGGUGCAGUCGCGUGUAGGGAAAUACACACUCACACACACACACAUACCAGCAAAUGGGAACAAUGGGAACUGUAAGCUUAUUGUGGGUGUCGGUUGAUUGUAGCCAAUUGAGGCUGGGGAAAUAAAACACGACCACUUCCCCACAAAACAGGAGAAACUAUUUCAAUCAACAACGACAAUCGGUUGCAGCUGCAGCCGCUGAUACCGUUGAGCCCGCUCUCGUUCAGCGAGUGGACAGAGUGGGGUACCAUUUUGCUGCGGUAUUGCAACUGUUUGUUUGUGGAAUGUGUGAUAAAAUAACAAACUUCUGAACCUGAAAACGUUUUAUUUUUGUUUAUAAAGCUAGAGACGAAAAAAUCUCGAAUAAAACACAUUCAGCAAAAGUUAAGAACCGCAUACUGACCGAAGGACACCAAAGGUACGGUGGUCUGUAACAGUGUGUAUAUCACACUUUAUAAAAAAAUACAAAAAAAAACAAAAUCGUCCAUUCAGAGAGAUCGAUUGUUACCUUUUCCCUUUUGAAAACAAAACCAAAAGCCGACAAUGAAACCAACAGCUGAACCAGAAGCGAACAAAAACAACAAAUAAUAGCAUCCCAACCGCCUGGAAACAAAGCUACUUUUGGUUUGUUUUUAUCAAACCGCUCGUCUCGUACCCGGGGAGGGGCCCCAUUCUCGCCGGCUAAAUGGACAACAGGCUGGCACAUAGUGUAAUAAAAUUAAACUAGCCAAGCAUGUGUGAAUACUAAACCAAGCGAGGGGUGGCGUUGAAAUAAACUAGCGCCACACCAUCACAACAGUACGCGUGGCCAUUUUGUGGAGAGAAAACAAUACCACACACACACACAUACAUACACAAACAGCCUGACUGAAAAGCGUGAUACAUCGCGACAUAAACGCGCUUGGCUGUGGUGCACGCUGUUUGCACCGCCAGAUAGGCUGGUCGUUAGUUUUAAUUGUGCAAAAAGGCGAGAAAAUGUGUCGUUUGCUAGCUAGCUCUGGUGCUAGGUUGAUUAAAGUGACGUCGGGAAAAAGGGGGGUAACGAGGUGUGGGGGCAAGAACAAAAAUAUGACCGGCACUAUCGGCGCCACAAUGCAGCACAGUAAAUAGCAAGCAAAAUGAUGUGCAAAAAAAAAAAAAAAACGUGCACACACAGAGAAAAAGAAAUAUAAUUAAAGAGAAGAGAACAAAACGGAACUCUAAGACACAAAAGAAGAAGCGUGAAUUAUGGAUUAACGAAAAUAGUAGUAAAACAAAAGGUAAAAAAAGAG